Messenger RNA from Mucor mucedo, 4083 nucleotides. RefSeq names its product C2 domain-containing protein. Gene Ontology annotation, molecular function: lipid binding. Lineage: Eukaryota; Fungi; Mucoromycota; Mucoromycetes; Mucorales; Mucoraceae. The record is from RefSeq and is a predicted model, not a curated record. Bases 35 to 4027 code for a protein of 1330 amino acids. The transcript has 12 exons.
CUUUUUCUUCUUUUCUUCAGUAUUCCUUGAGAACAUGGAGAAUAAUGAUUCGUUUACAGAAGGUCAACUUCUGCAAGCACAAACACUAAAGGACUUUGUACCUGAUCUUCGGAACCUUGGACGACAUCAAGAUGGGUUUGCGACGGAAUUAGGCAGUAGCGAUGCGGACAAAAUCAAGCAAGCGAUCGAAGCAGCGCAACGAAAGCCAGUAACACUUGAAAAAAAGCGGUCGGUGAAUCGACCUGUAGUUCAUACCAUUGCAGGAUAUCGCGUCAGUCAUCCUUUAAGGGACGAUGCGCGCAUUGGUUGGACUGCCUUCUCUGACGCCAUCAAUCCAGGCGGGUCGUUGCAUAUUGCUGCUACCGAAAAGAAAAAGUCGGAUGAAGUCAUUGUAUUGUGGCAUGAAAAUUGGCAGGAUUAUGGUGUCAUUUUUAUUGUGGGUGUUGGGUUUUGGGUCAUGGCCAAAUGGAAUGGUAGCAUGGGUAUUCUUGUAUGUUGUCUCUUGUUUGUAGGAUCCUAUUAUAAACUGAGCUUGAGCCGAUUAUCCGUUAAUGCGACGGAUGAUAUCAAGCGGGAAUUUGCACAUAUCGCAUUAGAAUCAUCAGAUUUUGAACGAGUGGAAUGGCUAAACAACUUUGUCGGUAAAUUUUGGUUGAUCUUUGAACCUGUCUUGAGCGCUUAUGUGAUUGAUAACAUCGAUACCUAUCUCGUGGAUUAUUUACCCGGAUUUCUGGAUUCAGUACGAUUGACUACCUUUACACUGGGAUCCAAGGCAUUCCGUGUCGACAGUGUAAAAUCUUUCACCAAUGUAGGCCCAGACACCGUGUGCAUGGAUUGGUCUGUUUCUUUUACGCCAAAUGAUCCGUACGGCAUGACUCAAGAUCAAUUGGAUUCGCAAGUGAGUCCCAAAGUGGUGCUAAACAUUCGACUUGGCAAAGGAUUCGUAGGCACUGCUUUUCCCGUGCUUGUGGAAGAUAUGAGUUUUCAGGGACGCAUGCGUGUCAAAAUACAGUUCAUGAGUAAAAUGCCUCAUGUCAAGAUUAUCGAAGCUUGUUUUAUGGAGAAACCUAAAUUUGACUAUGUCCUUAAACCUCUGGGAGGUGAAACCUUUGGAUUUGAUGUGAAUAACAUCCCCGGGCUUCAGAGUUUUGUUAGGGAUCAAGCACAUGCCAUCUUGGGGCCCAUGCUCUACUAUCCUAAUGUAUUUUCGUUUGAUAUGGAAAAGUUCUUUUCUGGUGAAAUGGAUAUCAAUCAGGCGAAUGGAGUGCUGGCUAUCACCGUUCAUUCCUGCACGCAAAUCAAAUCAUCCGACACCAAUCUCAACACAUUCAUUCGAUUCUAUUUAGAUGAAGCUCAAGAGCUUGAAAAGACCGCCAUUUGCGAAAAUUCACAUACACCGCACUGGAACGAAACAAGAUUUAUCUUGCUCAACAAUUUAAAUUCGAUUCUGACAAUGGAACUUCGUACUACCAACCAUACUAAAAAGUCCGGCAAACGUUUGGCAAGAGCCCAUUUUGAUUUAAAGGACAUGAAGUAUGAUGAUGACAUGGAGUUGGAUGAUUUAGAGUUACCAAUGCAACGUCAUGGUAAAUUUAUUACCAAUUUGCUAGCAGACAUGAAAUACUUUCCUGUGUCUAAACCUAUCAAGAAUGAAGAUGGCACAGUUAUUGAAGCCGCACCUUCCAACUCUGGUGUGCUUCGUGUGACCAUCCACGAAUGUAAAAAUCUUGGUCCUAACAACAAAAUGAACCCCUUUGCCACCAUUAAAAUCAACGGCAUUGAUCGUUUCGAGACACCGACAUUUAAGCGCACCCCAAAUCCUAAAUUUGAACGAUCCUUCGAGAUCCUUGUAUUGGAUCGAACUGAGGUCUUUCUUCGUGUGGGGGUGACAGACCGGAUUAAUUUUGCGGGCGAUGCUUCUUUGGGAGCAUGGGAUGGAUACCUCGUCGACAUCAUGCGUGAUCAAGAAGAAAAUGAAUACUGGUGGACCUUGAAAAAGAAGGGACAAAAUACAAGUGCACGUUUAAAACUUAGUGUGCAAUGGAAACCCGUGGUCAUGGACGGUUUAGCCAAGAUGGGUGGUGUUGGUAUUUAUACUCCUCCCAUUGGUGUCAUUCGAUUCUCUAUUUGGUCAGCUGUGGGACUUGUAGGCAGCAAUAAACAAGACCCUUAUGUUCGCAUCAAAUCGAGUCGUCAACAAAUCCGUGCAAAGACCGAGGUUCUGGAUAACACCGAUUGUCCCGAAUGGGGAGAAUAUCAUUAUGUGCCCGUGCACUCUAUGCAUGAAGAUCUUGUUUUGGAAGUGAUGGACUGGAGUUCUGGAUCCAAGGAUAAAUCUUUGGGAUCCACCAUGCUUCAUUUAAAGGACGUUGUUCUGCAAAAGAAAGACGGUGAUACUGUCUGGUAUGAGGCUGCAGUCCCCAAAUGGGACGUUUCAGCACCUCUCUCCACAGGCAAUAUUCAAAAGGGUCAUCUCAAGUAUUCAGCCGAGUUCUAUCCUACCAUGGCUUUGCCCGAGUCUGAAGUCAAACCACUCUAUGAUCUUCAUCAUGUGCCUAUUCGAUACACACCCGAUGAUUUAGUUGACCUUUCUUCUUAUAGUACGGGUGUACUCACAGUCAAGAUCCAUGAGAUUAAGGCAUCCCAAGUGUACGAUUGCUAUUGUCAAUUGAUGGUGGAUUCUCUCAGUGCGCAACACAAGACGAAUCAGGUCAAGGGUCGAAUUUUGGCCAUCAAUGAGACAUCGGAUGCGUUUAUCAAGGAUGCAGGAUUUUCGCGUGUGGCAAUUGAAGUCAAGCCUGUAAAGACAACGGAUAAGGAUGAUGAACGUUUAGCUUAUUGGUAUGAAAGUAGUGAACGGAUCAUUCGCAAGAUUCAAAAGAGAGCGAGAGAGAUGAAUGGACAGGAGGAAGAGGGAGAAGAUGAAGGAGAAUGGUAUAACUUGAUUAAUCCAGUAGGAGGAUCUGCCAAGAUUCGACUUAGCUUUUCCUAUGUACCUUUGUUAAACUAUAAAGUCAAUCCUGAUGAAAGCCUUGAAAAUCAAGGUAAUUUAACUGUCACUUUACUCAAUGCCAAACAUUUAAAACCUGUGGAUAAAUCGGGUACAAGUGAUCCAUUUGUGAAAUUUGUGAUUAAUGGUGAACUUGUCCACAAGAGUGGUGUUAUCAAAAAGAGUCUUAAUCCAGUGUGGAAAGAUGAAAAAUUUGAUGUUCCCAUCAUGUCUCGUGUUACAGCCAGUUUUAGAAUAGAAGUAUUUGACUGGAACAAAAUUACCGGAGACGUUCCGCUCGGUUCGGGUGGGCUUACACUGAGAGGCGAUAUGGUAGAGAGUUUCAUGGCCCAGGAAUGCGACAUACCCCUGGAUGGCGUGGAAGGAGUCAUGGGUUCGACUGUACGAGUCAGACUCAAAUGGGAACCCCAGUUAUUGCAACACAGAAGAACACAUACCACAUUUAUGGGAACCACUCGUAAAAUGACCACUAAAAUGGGUACGACUGCAUUUAACUGGAGUCUGCCCCCAAAAGAUACCUCAUCAUCACCAUCAUCGGUAUCGGGAGAGAAUAACAAAUUUAGUGUCAGAAGCAUCCAAUCAAAAGUGUCGGAUAUCGCAUCUUCUGUGAGAUCUACAGAACAACCGCCACCACCAACUAAACAAGAAUUACCGGUAAAAGGUGUGCUCACUGUACGCAUUAUCGAGGCGAGAGGGUUACCAGGCCAGGCGGAUAAACUUCAUCCACAGGUUUCAGUUCAUCUUGGCAACCAGCAUGUCUUGAAAACAAGAAAGCUCAAAAAGACGGCCAGUCCUAGCUGGGAUGAGAGUUUUUCACACGAAGUCAUGUCUGGACAAGAGAUCGAUCUGGAGAUUCGAGUCAAGGAUGCACACACAUUCCAUUCUACUGAUCUUGGGUUAUGGACAAGUUCUUUAUGGGAUCUAAUUCGACCACCGUUGGUAAACUCGUUAGACAAGUGGUUGCCUUUAGAACCAGAAGGAAGCGGUCAAAUCCAUGUCAAGUUGGACUAUCAAUAAAAAGGCGGUUUUUUAAAAAUAAAAAAUAAGUCCUUAUGACAUUAAAAAAAAAAAAA